Messenger RNA from Daldinia loculata, 1235 nucleotides. RefSeq lists its product as uncharacterized. The transcript has a single exon. Bases 78 to 647 code for a protein of 189 amino acids. NCBI's taxonomy places the organism in Eukaryota, Fungi, Ascomycota, Sordariomycetes, Xylariales, Hypoxylaceae. The record is from RefSeq and is a predicted model, not a curated record.
GAACGCUUUCCUCAAUACAACUUGUACUGCUUGUUCACUAAUAAAUCACAUUCCACCCCAGCUACAAGAAUCAGACCAUGUCCUCCCAACAGCACGAGCCAAAAAUCACCUCCAAGAAUCUUGCCUACUCGAGCGAUCUACCUCCCUUCCUAGCCAAGCUCCGCGGCCAGCACCAGCAACAGCGCGACUCCGACUCCCCGGACCCUAUCCUAGCUGCGCGACGACGAGCAGCACGGCCGCGGUCCGCCAGCGAGGAGGCCGAAGAUGCGCCUCUUGUCGUCGACGAGGCGGGGAACACCGUCGCUCUCCCGUCCGGCGCGGACGCGGAUGUUCCUGCAGAUGACGAUGCAGAUGGUAGGAAUGAUGGUGCCAGCGUAGACAAUGGGAAAGAGAGGGAGAAAGAGAAAAUAGCUGGCAUUGGGGCAGGCAAAAAACGCAAGGUAGGACGGGUGGUUGGCGGCACCGAUGAGGACGGAGUCCAGGACGAGGAGCGAAAGCCAUUAAGAAACAUUAAAGGCCGAGAGAAGGAAGAGAGUUCUUCGACAAAGAACAGUAAUAAACCCGCCGUUGACGCCAAAUCGGGAACGAAGCAGACCAAGAAGAAGGCGAAGAAGAUCAAGCUUAGCUUUAACGACGACGGAGACUAAAGGGGGCUGAGGAUUCCGAAAGCACGAAAAAAAAAGGUCUAUAUAUAAUACGAUGCGAAGCUUGGAUAUAUGCUACCGAGAUUAAACGAGACGAUAUACCGAUGUCUGAUAUGCAGCAUGGUCUGCCUCAUUUUUAGGCUCUAGAGCCACCACCCUUGACGAUAGGCAACUGAACAGCCGGCAUCUAUAACGAAUCUGGUCCCAUCGUCAAUAGGCAGUAGAAUGGCGUUGUAUACUUCGAGAGGAUGGUUGGGUCUAAAAGGGAAGAGACGACAAAUUCCCCAUCCUCUAGGGAAGGUGGAUAGGUCGAUACGAGAUUUAGCUCUAGACAAAGUUAGAGUCUCACGAGAACACCUCAAGAUCAUGUCAGGGCGUUCUAGGCUGUUAUGAUUCUUUGGGUCUGAUAGGGACUCUCGAUACCAACCCUUCGGCCAAAGCAGACCUUGAUAGAUAUUGCAGCGAAGGCUUUACUACAUAAAGACGACAGCGUUUUAUGCGUAGACGCCCGAAUCGAAGCAUUUGCAGACAAUCGACACCUACCCAAACGUAGCAAGGGCAUCUGUUGAUUAAAAUUCCAUCAAGAUAGAU